Molecule: messenger RNA, 2555 nt
Organism: Lepisosteus oculatus (spotted gar)
Lineage: Eukaryota; Metazoa; Chordata; Actinopteri; Semionotiformes; Lepisosteidae
Gene: tchp
Product: trichoplein, keratin filament binding
Biological process (GO): apoptotic process
Cellular component (GO): keratin filament
Source: RefSeq, a predicted model, not a curated record
GAACAAUUAUUGUGAUCAGCCUUUAAGUGCAGAUUCAACGCAGGCUAUGGACAUCCAGAAUGUCGGUUUCGAAACAUUAGUUAAGAACACGGGAAACGUCUAAGCAUGUGCUUUGUCCCUUACGGCAUCCGUAGUGUAACCAGGAAGUUAAACCGGUUACCAAGUGAAACAGGAAAUAGCCGAAAGGAACUGUCGCCAACUGAAAUUUCUGAAAUUUGAAGUUGGAACAAGCUUCCACUUGGAAUAAAGCCUACCUUACUGCGUUAUUGAAAACGUGAUAAUCAUAUUUCUACAGUGCAGGAAACAGAUGGCUCUUCCCACCCUCUCGAUGCGCUGUCCGAGCCGCUCUCGAGUUCUGGAGCAGCAGAUCGUGCGACAGCGGGAGCAGGAGGCUCGCUUCCGGCAGCAGUGGGAGCUGCACUCGCAGUAUUUCAAACAGAACAACGUGCGGAGCAGCAAGCAAGCCCAGUGGAGCUCCCGACAGUCUUACCACCAGAGCAUGACAGCCUACCAUCAGGAGAAAGUGAAGGAGGAGAAGAAGAGGAGUCUGGAGCAGCGCAGGGCCCGUCUCCGAGCCUUCCUGCAGGAGGAGAGGGACCAGCUGGAGGCUGAGCUCAGAGAACUGGUCCCCGACAGAGAGACGCUGGCCAAACAGAUGACAGAGAGGAUGGAGGGGCUCAGGACAUCCAGGGAAGAGCGGAGAAAGAAGGUGGCAGAGGAGCUGUUGCAGGAGCAUUGGAAGAGAAAUAAUUCAGAUUUACGUCAGGUUGAAUCAGCAUUGCACAAGGACCAUGUAGUGAACAGCUGGCAGGUGCAAACGAGAGAAAAAAAACAGCAAGCAGAAGAGACUCGGGAAGAGCAAAGGCGGUUUGAGAACGAGUAUGAGAAGAGUCGCAGGGAGGCCCUGGAGAGAAUGAAGAAGGAAGAAGAGAGGAAGAGAGCAGAGGAGAAACAGAGAGCAGAGGAGCUGCGACAGCAGAUGGAAGAGCUGAAGCUGCGAGAUGAGGAGGCCAGGCGUCUCAGGAAGGAGCAGGAUGCCCUGCUGGCACAGCGCUGGGAGGUGGAGCAGCUUGAGGAGGAGAGGAGGAAACUGGAGGAGCGCAGGAAGAAAUCAGAGCUGGGACGGAUUCUGACCCGUCAGUAUCGCACUCAGAUGAAGAGGCGAGCUCAACAAGUACAGGAGGAGCUGGAAGCAGAUCGCAGGAUCCUGGCUGCCCUCCUGGAGGGAGAGAAGGAGGAGCUCCAGCUGAUCAGUGCACGGAGGGAGCGGGCUGUGGCUGAUGCUGCCUGGAUGAAGCGAGUCAUCGAGGAGCAGCUUCAGCUGGAGAGAGAGAGGGAAGCCGAGUUUGACGUCCUCUACAGAGAAGAGGCGCAGCGAGUGUGGGAGAAGCGAGAGGCAGAGUGGGAAAAAGAGAGAAAAGCCAGGGAACGUCUCAUGCAGGAGGUAUUGGCGGGAAGGCAGCUGCAGUUGGAGGAGAAAAUGCAGGAGAACAGGCAUGCGCAGCAGGAGUCUGUGGAGCGCCGGGAGCAGCUGAUCCGAGAACUGGAGCUGGAGAGGCUGCGGAGGAGGCGCGAGAGAGAGGAGGAAGAGGAGCUGAAGACGGCACGCAAGCAAGAGAUCGCAGCACAGGUGGAAGAACGGCGCAGAGAGCAGUGGGAAGAUCUGCGAAGACGAGACCAGGAGGAAGAGGAGGAGCGAGAGGCUGAGAGGAGAUACAUGGAAGAGCUCCAGCUGGAGACGGAGAGGAUGACACAGCGUGGAUAUCAGGACAAGCUUCGCAGUCGCCCACGAACAGCAUGGACAUAGGGUGGGGAUGACCUCCAGCACACUAUGGCCUGUUCAGAAAACAAUGACAGUAUCCUUUGUAUAUAAAUAAUAAGGGGGAUCUAUUACAGUGUAAUAAUUGUACAGUUUGAAAAGGGGAUAAUGUCAAUACCACCAUUUCUCCAUUUAAUGGUGAGAAAUGCAAUGAAUCUCAUGACCCCAUUUUACUUUAUUUCAUUGAAUGGCCUGAACUGUUACCGAUUAUAGACCUUAGCUGUACUUGGAAUUUAGAAGCAGAUACAAGUGUGACAGUAGAUGUAGACAACAGUUUCUCUUUAGCAAUGGACUAUGUUACAUUAAAAAAAAUGUUUGGAAUGGAUGAGCUUGAAGAUUGUUGAGGGAAUGUCUGAAAAUGAAAUAGCUUUUUUUGAUAAUCUGCAGAUUUUAAGAUGGAUGAUUAGAAGCCAAAGAACCUUGAUCAAGUGAGAGGGCCUAUGUCUUCAAACUCACUGUCAUCAUGCUGUGAUAAGCAUUAGUCUCAAACCAAUAGGCAAGUCUUUUAAAUUUUAGGCUUAACAGUCUUUAGGCUCAGUUUGUUGAGAUCAGGAAUCACUGCAAACCUGCUUCAACUUCUUCUUUCCUUUAGCUUUAAGUUCAAUGUGGAAAUGCUACAGAGUGAAAACAGAUUUGCUCUCAUGAAAAUAUUCAUUUUUAUGCCAAUAUUCAAUAUUUUAUGUAGCUUUUUAACUUGUUAAAAUAUUUGUAACAACAAUUUUGUAUACAAUAAAAU